Marmota flaviventris (yellow-bellied marmot) is the source of this 1289-nucleotide messenger RNA. It is a transcript of the gene Amn1, whose product is annotated as antagonist of mitotic exit network 1 homolog. The record is from RefSeq and is a predicted model, not a curated record. NCBI's taxonomy places the organism in Eukaryota, Metazoa, Chordata, Mammalia, Rodentia, Sciuridae. Gene Ontology annotation, molecular function: protein binding. Gene Ontology annotation, cellular component: SCF ubiquitin ligase complex. Gene Ontology annotation, biological process: SCF-dependent proteasomal ubiquitin-dependent protein catabolic process.
GGCCUACGCGCCGCGAGGCGGGGGAGUUGUCGGACCGCCCCCGGCCGGGUUCUAGAGGUCCUGGGGCCGCGGAAGAGGCUUCUGAGGGCCGCCGCGAUGCCUCACGUGGGGUCGGUCAGUCAGCUCCUGGAUCUAUGCCUUUGGUGCUUCAUCGAGAAUAUUUCCAGAUAUAUCACAGACCUUAAGCCUUUGCCUCCCAGCAUAAAAGAUAGACUGAUUAACAUAAUGAGCUUGCAGGGGCAGAUAACAGAUUCAAAUAUAAGUGAGAUUUUACAUCCUGAUGUCCAAGCUCUAGAUCUACGGAGCUGUGAUAUCUCAGAUGCUGCUCUCCUACACUUGUGUAAAUGCAAAAAACUGAAAAAAUUAAAUAUAAAUUCCUCAGAAGGAGAAAGAGUUUCUAUAACAUCAGAAGGGAUAAAAGCUGUGGCUUCAUCUUGUUCAUAUCUCCAUGAAGCUAUUUUAAAAAGGUGCUGCAAUCUCACUGAUGAAGGAGUCCUUGCUCUUGCACUCAAUUGCCGCCUGCUCAAGAUUAUCGAUCUAGGUGGAUGCUUAAGUAUUACUGAUGUGUCCUUACACGCAUUAGGAAAAAACUGCCCAUUUUUGCAGAGUAUUGACUUUUCAGCUACUCAGGUAUCUGACAAUGGUGUGGUUGCACUUGUGAGUGGAUUAUGUGCCAAGAAAUUAGAGGAGAUUCAUAUGGCAGGUUGUGUAAAUCUGACUGAUGAGGCUGUAAAAGCUGUCCUUACUUACUGUCCUCAGAUACAAAUAUUACUCUUCCAUGGAUGCCCCCUAAUAACAGAUCUUUCACGAGAAGUCUUGGAUCAAUUAGUAGGCCCAAACAAACUAAAGCAAGUAAUGUGGACUGUGUAUUGAUGCUUAUUGAAGCUUAUGUAAGCUAUGAAAGCUCAUCAAAACUCCUUUCCCAGGAAAUGGUCUGUAGAUAUUUGCUUUCCACUUAAUUUAACAUUUUGUUGUUGCCGUCGUCUUAUUUAAGCUAUAACUCUGAGAAUCAGCUAAAUCUAAGUAUACAUGUUUGUGCUUUGAAGUUAACUGGACUUAAACAUUCUAAUAUUGCUAUUCAUUGGAUGAGUCAUUGUUUAUGAAAUGGUAUUCUAGCAUGAACUCUGUAUGGGUGGGGGGCUGGGUUUUGUUUCUUUAAUAACAAAGUGUAAGUGGUCUGUUUUACCUCAAGACUUCCUUCUCCUAGUAGGUAUUUGAGCUGUUAUAAGAGAAAUUUACUGAUAUAAACUUUAGGAGAAUUCUAAAUAAAGAUAUUUCUAAAAGUAUAA